AUGCGUCCUCUUCUCCAGCUAGUCUCGGCUCUUGGCCUGCUGCCGUGGGCCAGUAUUGCUCUGCCGUCGGCAUCCGUGUCUCCCCGGACCUGCGACUCGGACUCGGAUCCAACUGAAACGGCUUCGCUCCCUACUACGGCAUUGCCUCCCAAAACCACUAUCAGGACAACAACUGUGAAGACAACCACUUACCACCGGCCGGCCAACACCACAAUCAACACCAAGACCAUCUCGUAUGGCAACAAGACAGCGUCCCUCUGCCCGUGCGCAACCCGUGGCCCUCAGUCUCCCACGUGCGCCGACCUAGACACGUCCGAUGCCUGGACCGGGCCCGACUGGUCGUCCUUUGGCAACGGCACGCUGUCACACAACACCACCACCCACGGACCUCGCGUCAAGCCCCGCGCGCCGACAGAUGCGACUGUAAGUCUCCUUGUGCGCACGGUGCAGGACCAGGCGGCCAAGGAAUACGAGCUGCAGGCCGGGCUGGCGUGCUUCAUCGGCGGCAGCACGCUCAACUGCAACGGCACGUGGCUAUACGGCCAGGACUGGAACCGCGACUCUCUCACACGCUACAUCGCGGACAACACGGUCGUGCGCCCCAGCUACGAGUGCUCGUACGACUCGGCCUACCUGCAGAGCGAGAAGUACCGGCGCGUCUUCUACGGCUUCAGCGCCGCCAACGUCUCGGACACGUUCGAGGGCGCCGGCAACUUCGCCGCCGUCUACGCCACCAACGCCUGCCGGUACAACGCGACGUGCGCCAAGGCUUAUGGUAAUGAUACGACGCAGAUGUACGUCGACUACGCCGGCUGGGUCAACGCGACCUUCGUCUCGCACCUCACCAGCCUACUACCGACCAACGGCUCCAAGUCCUUCUGCCCCAACAGCCUGGGGAGCUACGCGUCGGUGCUCAGCUUCGCGACGCAGCACUUUGAUCCCAGCAGGGAGUACCUGGGCGUGCACGACGUGACGCUGAUCCCGGGCGUGGCGCGGUCCCUCAACGCCACGGUCCAGGAGGCGCGGAAGGAGCUCGGGCUGAUCUUGAACAAGAACGCCCGGAAGAUGGAGGGCGUGUUUCUCAAUAUCGUCUUCUUCAACUAUAAGAUCGACCCCAAGCUGAAGCGGUCCGUCGAGGAGGACGGCGACGUCUACCCCGGAUGCCCCCGGCGCACGUGGGUCAUCCACGGUGAGUGCCCCGGCGUCAUCCCGCCCCGCGAGUUCGACAUGGCCGGCACUGUGCUUAGCAUGAAGGACCGAGACAAGAUGGAAGUCUUGGCCGCCCUCGCCAGCCGUGACACAGGAUGCGAGUCGGCGAUACGCUCGAUCCACAACAAGGUGACCGACUUCAAGGCGGCCGAGUUCUGGGCGGACCAGCUGACGGGGUUCGUGGCCAUCGUGACGCCGCUAGCGCUAGCGGCGUCGUCGUCGGCAGCGAUUCCCGUCGGGGGCCUGGUUUUCGGCAUGGUGGGCAUGGCCGUCGUGUCCAUGAUGGCGACGUGCAAGCUCUACAACACCUGCAGCGGGAUUCCUCCGUUCCUCCUGGACGCCAGCAAGGCCUUUUACGCGAACCCGACGCUGCAAGGAUUCCAGAACGUUGUGCCUUAUGUCACGGCGCCGCCGCCCUGGGUCAACAGCGUCGGCUGGGUCGCUGCCGGCCUCGACUUCUACAUGGACUACAUCUUCGAGCACGCCGCGAAAUCGUACCGCCAGGCCGAGACGUGCUGCGAGCAGAACUGCGCCUCGGCCGUCUGCGCCCAGGCCAGCCUCGGCUGUCUCCUGACGUGGGGCGAGUUUUUUUCCGGCCAGAAGGGCUCGCUCAACUGCGGCGCUACCUGAGAGGUAGGCUAUGGCGGCGCCGCGGCCGUGCCUCUUUAUUUUCUUUAGCUCGUGUCGUUCCUUGUGCGAUACCCGUCCUUGGCUACACACCAUACCCACACACACUUUUCACUCACGUCUUUUCGAUACCCACACCUUCCUUGGUCUGCAAAAAUACCUCUCUAGACUGUUGGCCUUUCUCUCCUCCAUGUUGUUCGAGAGAGGAUGUUGCAACACGAUCACCCCCGAUCCAGAACGCUCAAUCAGGGGCUUUCAUGUCAUGUCAUGUCAGGUCAGGCCAUGUUGUACUUUUCAAUCAGCUCUACGUUGCUGUCCUGCAGAUGCAGCCUCGUUAGAUUCUCUU
Molecule: messenger RNA, 2182 nt
Organism: Lasiosphaeria miniovina
Lineage: Eukaryota; Fungi; Ascomycota; Sordariomycetes; Sordariales; Lasiosphaeriaceae
Exons: 2
Coding region: 1-1839 (612 amino acids)
Source: RefSeq, a predicted model, not a curated record